Molecule: messenger RNA, 1749 nt
Organism: Paramecium octaurelia
Lineage: Eukaryota; Ciliophora; Oligohymenophorea; Peniculida; Parameciidae
Source: the annotation of a GenBank genome assembly
AUGAGUUUGACUUUAACAUUAUAAAAAUAUAUAGGAGGGUAGGAAUUGGAAUAUUUUGAAAACGUAGUUAGAGAGUCAACGAAAGGAAGAAACGAUAUCACUAAAAUGAUUGAUUCCUUGUAAAAUCGUGUGAAUGCUGAAUAUGAGUAUUCAAAGAAUUUGGAAGAUGGGAUAUCUGAAUUAUUGGUCAAUAAAAAUUCAGCCGACUCUGCAGUCAAUUUAGAGAAAAUAAUAGCUCUGUAUUGUAAUGAAAUAAGGCAAAAGAUUAAAGAGUCGAGGGCCUACGCAUAAUUUAUCAAAGAUUAUAUCAUCAAUUAAUUGAAUUUAUUAGUGAAAGAUUAAAACAUAAAAGUUAGGGGUUUGAUCUCUGACGGUCGAAAGCUGUCCGCAUAAUUAAAACAAGAGAAGACAGAUGUUGAGAAGGUAUAAAAAUUAUAUAGAAUUAUUAGCUCAUAAGCUAAUUAAACUAAAAAAAUAACGAUUAUUUUCAGCAUUAAAUACAGAAGUUUUCUCAAGAGAAUCUGAGUCAGUUGUAGCCGUAGAAGAAAAACGAGAAUACAUUAAAAUCGGACAAGCUGUUUAGAAAUCUCAAAGAGCUCAGAGAAAAACUAAACAGCUAAUAAUCCUCAUAUGAACAAUUCUUAUAAGGAUAUGAACUGAGAAUAUCCAAGAUAAUAGAGGAGUUCUAAACAUAAGAUCAGGACAGAGUAAACUAAUUGAAGACUGUAACGAACUAACUCUUUUAGAAUGAUAGAAUUUUUGAAGUAAUAGCUUCUAAAUUAUAUAUAGAAUUUAAACUAGAUUUAGGGUGAGUAUAGUCUUUAUCGUUUCAAGGAAUAAUAUUUAAAAUCCUUAGUGAUUAAAUUCAAAGAUUAGAAGAGCUUUGUUUAAUGUUCAGUUCUGAAGAUUGAAGAUAAUUGGGUAGAUCGUAUUACUCAUUUUAUAAAUACAAAAUGUUAAAAUAUUUAGUACAAUCGAUAAUUGAUCACACUCAAUAUGGACAUUCUGAAGAAUGACUAUGAGAAAAUUAAUUAUUUGGUGUAAUCUUAGAAUUAGGAUUUGGUUACAAAUAUAUCAUUAUGCUAAGAGAGAAUCCACAAUUAGAUGUAAGAAUUAUGGUCAUCUUAAUAAGUGAAUUUAAAAUCUUUAAUAAAUUUACUAAGUAAUAACUUGAUUGGCAGAUAGAUUUGGGUUUUUGAGUUUUAAUAAUUCAGACUGGAUAAGAAAUUUGAAGUUUGUUAAAUUUCGUAUUAGAAUAUCGUGGAUUUAUUGAAUCAAUUAUUAGAUUUGGUAUCAAGUCAAUUUAAUUAGAUAGUGUAUGGAAGAGUUGGAUGCAUUUACAGUGAGGAAAUUGAUGUUGAUGACUUUUACAUUUUAUAGGAUCGAGAAGACAGAGAAGAUAUUUUUGUAUGAUGGAAUUCAACAUCACUCCAUUUUUGAUAAAAUUGACUUGUGGGAUGCCAUUUUCUUUGAAUGCUUGUAUGAGGAGAUGAAAAAGCAAUAAGACAUGAGGAUUAAUGAGAAUAUCAAUGACUCUAUCGACAGGUCUUUAUUUCAAUGUAUUUUAGGGAGAAAAAUACAAUUUUUGGAUUCUUGGGUUCAUUAAUAGAAAACAUGUUAAGUUUUAGUCCAUCAAAGCAGAAUAUAAGAAUUUUAACAUCAAAGUAUUGUAAAUUGUAUAUGCUCAAUGAUGUUUAAAUCAAAUAGCUUUUAUCUAUCAUUGAUAACUCUAAGUAAUAAUAAAAUUGA